AUGAUAUCAACUUCAAUUUGUUGUACAUCUGACUAUUAUUCAAGUAGUGAUAUUGAGUAUGAUGAUGUUGAUGAGGUAGUCAAAGCUGCUCCACAACAUCUUUCUUCAAUAAAAGAAACAAAUAUUAUUCUUCAAACACUUUUUCAAUAUCAUCAUUCACCGUCUUUGAUUUCUUCUACUAUUAAAUUUCAACAAUCAAUGAGAUUAUUCAAGUUAGUUCAAGAGAAUCACUUAUCUAAUGAAAUCUUCAUCCGAGCUAAUGCUAUUCUUCACAAACUUCUUCUUUCAAUAUGUACAAAUGAAAUAGAUGAAUCAAUUCUUAUUGCUUGUUUAUCGUUAGCAACAAAACUAAAUGAACAUUCUACUCAUUUGAACAUAACACUUUUCAGUAGUAAUUCAUUAAUAACGAAUGAAAACUUGAUAUGCAAUACACUUGAUUGGGAUAUUGAUAUAAUAACACCGAUCAACUAUGCUGAAGCAAUUCUAUUACAUGUGCUGAAUUAUUCCAUUCGAGAUCGUCUUCGACAAUUAACUUAUGAAUUGAUUGUGUUAUGUUUAACUGGUAAGACUAUUUCUGUGAGCACGAUUUGCUGUCCAUUGAUUACAUAA
This is a messenger RNA of Rotaria sp. Silwood2, 609 nucleotides long. The record is from the annotation of a GenBank genome assembly. Lineage: Eukaryota; Metazoa; Rotifera; Eurotatoria; Philodinida; Philodinidae.